Messenger RNA from Lethenteron reissneri (Far Eastern brook lamprey), 646 nucleotides. Its product is annotated as nicastrin-like. The record is from RefSeq and is a predicted model, not a curated record. Gene Ontology annotation, cellular component: plasma membrane. Gene Ontology annotation, biological process: protein processing; Notch receptor processing. Lineage: Eukaryota; Metazoa; Chordata; Hyperoartia; Petromyzontiformes; Petromyzontidae.
AUGCGACGCAAGGAAGCACGGGAGACGCGGGGAGACGCGGCGCUGCCCGCUAACGGCACUUUCCCCAACAGCCUGCUAAGGAUACACUUGGGGAUGUUUGUCUUCGCAGCAUGGGCGCACGGGAACUCUGUGGAGCAGAAGAUUUACGUGGAGCUGAAGGACACGGCGGCGUGCGUGAGGCUCAUGAACGGCACUCACCAGAUCGGCUGCCAAUCGUCUGUGGGCGGUGACACGGGCGUGCUGCACCUGGUGUCCGGCGCGGAAGACCUGGCGUGGGUUCUCAAGGACGGACCCCACUCGCCCUACAUGGCUCUGCUGGACAACUACAUGUUCUCCAGGGAGACCAUGAUGCAGCUGAAGGUGGCGCGUGGCCGUGUGGCCGGCGUUGUGGUGAUGCUGCACCAGCAGGAGGCGCCGCCCGUCGCUCCCGUCAACUUCUCCCACGACCUCUCCUGCCCCAACGACAAAUUCGGAGUGUACGAGGACACGGAUUACGCCCACUGCCGCCGCGCCGUGUGGAACCCGUCGGGUUCCGGCUUGGCUCUCGAGGGACUUUAGCUUCCCGGUUUUCCUGCUGCGCGACGCCAACGAGACCAGCGCCGUCCUGCAGUGCGUGAGGGAUCACAAUGUGCCGAUCAACGCGACG